CUCGCUGACGCUUCGCCGCACUUUCCACUGACACAACGUUAAGACAGAAUGGCACGCAUAAUCCACUGUGUCAGACAUGCACAAGGAGUCCACAAUCUUUCAUACGCCAACCAUGAUAUUCCAGACCCCUCGCUCACGCCGCUCGGCGAGUGUCAAUGUCACGACCUCGCGAAAAUGUUUCUGUACCACGAUAAUGUUGAACUUGUGGUAGCUUCGCCCCUUCGCCGUACCCUCCACACUGGCUUGUUAGCGUUCGCGCCAGAGGUCGCGCGAGGUGUUCAAGUACUAGCCUUACCGUUGUUGCAAGAAGCAAGUAGUCUUCCAUGCGACACUGGCAGCGAUGUUGCGACGAUCGAAAAGGAGUUCAAAGAUACCGUAGUAGACUUCAGCGAGGUUCUAGAAGGCUGGCAGGUGAAGGAAAACUCAUCACUUACAACUGCUGCACUACUUGAUAGGGCCGAGAAAGCCCGGCAAUGGCUUCUUGCGAGACAGGAAAACAACAUCGUUGUGGUCUCGCAUGGCUGCUUUCUUCACUUCCUCACUGACGAUUGGUAUGACUCGGUGAACACGCAAGCCACUGGAUGGGGGAAUACAGAGUUCCGUUCUUACGAACUCUCGGGUGGCCCAGAAAGCACUUCAUUAAGAGAAACUGCCGAAUCGAGGUCGAGAAGGGGAUUGAAGGAAUUUGAGCAGAAUUUUGAGCAGCAAAAUCUGGCUGAGAAGAAGAUCACCCUCGAGACGUGGCGAAAGUGGGGCAUUGUUACGGGUUGAACUUUGUCAAGGGUGAGUUGCACCUAUCUUUUACACUUGCCAGCGUUGCACUUUGUACACAAUGAAUUCAUGAUUUCAUCUGUGCGUGCAAAUCCAACCAGAGAAGAAUACAUUUCACGAGGAAGCCUCAUCAUUCGAGAUGAGCAAAAGGUCGACUGCAGCUCUUCCUGCGCCAGACGGGUCACGGUUUGUGAGCAACAG
Molecule: messenger RNA, 972 nt
Organism: Boeremia exigua
Lineage: Eukaryota; Fungi; Ascomycota; Dothideomycetes; Pleosporales; Didymellaceae
Product: phosphoglycerate mutase
Exons: 4
Coding region: 49-771 (240 amino acids)
Cellular component (GO): cytoplasm
Molecular function (GO): phosphatase activity
Source: RefSeq, a predicted model, not a curated record